CGAUCUACCUUCUCUCUUCUCCACCACGACGAUGGCAGACUCACCUUCCUCCUCGCUGUCCGACACAAUCUGUGGCUUGUUCGCGUCCUAAAGCAGAGGUGUGUGGCCUUGCGUAGUGCAUCUUCUCUUUGCUGACCUGUCUUGCAAGUAGUUCGGCGGUGAAUGCUGUCGCGGUUCUCCCUUCUCCGACCAUGCGAUGGCCGACUGAGUCGUUCUCGAAAGGACUGACACCUCUCAGGCCCGCGGUACUCGAAACAAGCCGCGUUCUUGUCGCCUCACUCCUGAAGGGGAAGCUUUCAAGUUGGGGGCUGAAUCGAGGCGCAGGAGACCGGAGGCUGGCGGCGGGAGCUGACGCGGUAGAUGAUAUGGGAGAGGAAACGCAACGUUUGGAGGAGGGGCCGUCCCGUAUGGCGCCGGCGCUGGUAUUCACGACUCUCUUUCGACACGCUGCAUUCUCGUCCAUACUUAUAUUGCCACCUCCUCGGUAUACAAAGGCCAUUUCCUUGUACAGGAAUCCGAUAAGUAUCUCCUCCAAACGACACAAGGACGCCGGCGGGAACAACUUCCCUAUUUCAAGACCUUAUCCGUGUCCAGCGCUGCGGCAUACUCGUAGGAUCGUUAGCGUCCCGUCGUUUGGGACAGUUCCGGCGGGUGCCAAGCGUAUGGUCACUAUGGCAGCAAGGGGAAAGGGCGGGCAGGAACGAGUGCGGUGGAUGUACAGCGUGCUUGGCGGUAGAUUGGUGGUGCUGGGUGUCGGGAUUUCAAGAGCUAACCGCGCGCUCAAGGCUCUCUUUCGACUCGGACGCGCUCCGUUCCCUCAUUACGGAUGGCUCUGUCCCAUCUACAUGCGCCACUCGCCACUCACUAGUAACUCGAGACUCGAGACUGUCUUGAGUGACGAACAGAAUAGCUGUAUUCAGACACUCCAAGACUCGGACGGCCACGACUUCCAGCCUGAGCCCAAACAGGUUAUCGCUUCCCCACCAACCUGCGCACUCGCCUCUUCCUUCUCUCUCGACGCCUGCACUAUCUUGGCUGGCACGGAGGCAGGGUUGGCGACUCCGAGGGCGAACGAUUCGAAAUUAAGUGGUCGGACGACAGCUUGCAUACCCGGAACUUCUCCACUUCCCCUGGGCCCGCAGUACCAGGAAUGUCGCGCUCAAGACGCAGAUCGUGGUGGUGAAGAACGGAGAUCACAUGUCGGCCCGAUCUUAAGCUUCCUUCUUCUUUUCCGCGACGACGACGACGGGACCGACUUCGUCUUCCUUGCUCCCUAUCGCGCGGCUCGGAAUUGCACUGCUAGAGCUGCUGACUGCUCCGACGGCGCGGCUCUUGACGACGGGGACAGGGUGUGGCGAUACCGGCGAAUGGGAGUAGCUGUCAGGAUAUUGGCUGGGAGAGUAAAGCUGGCUGCCUACCUGCUCCCCGACACGUUCUGA
Messenger RNA from Mycena indigotica, 1439 nucleotides. RefSeq lists its product as uncharacterized. The transcript is spliced from 10 exons. Lineage: Eukaryota; Fungi; Basidiomycota; Agaricomycetes; Agaricales; Mycenaceae. The record is from RefSeq and is a predicted model, not a curated record. Bases 192 to 1439 code for a protein of 415 amino acids.